This is a messenger RNA of Vigna radiata var. radiata (mung bean), 2309 nucleotides long. Its product is annotated as coiled-coil domain-containing protein SCD2. The record is from RefSeq and is a predicted model, not a curated record. NCBI's taxonomy places the organism in Eukaryota, Viridiplantae, Streptophyta, Magnoliopsida, Fabales, Fabaceae. The transcript is spliced from 21 exons. The coding region runs from base 274 to 2214 and encodes 646 amino acids. Gene Ontology annotation, biological process: cytokinesis by cell plate formation.
AGAUGUAAGCGUUAAUGGCUGCAACCAGGUCACAUGCAGCACCUCCAAAGUUUCCAACCUAUAACGUGUCUCCCUUUGGGAACAGAUCCUCAACUCACUCCACAAUAGCAGGAUACCACUCCAAGACCCUUCCACUACUCAUUUCAUUUUCCUCUUUCUCCCUUUUCUUCUUACACCAAUGCCUCUCUAAUGCAAAAUCAAUGAAUUUGGAUACCAAAUUUUCCUGAUUCUUCCUAUUUUGAAAUAAAUUCCUGUUUCCAGACACAGAUCAAAAUGGAUAGGCGAAGAGUGUACGAAAGGCAGAACAGCUCUUCCGGGACGCCGACGACGCCUUCCUCGCCGGGGAGCACGAUAACGCCAGUGAACCGCCACGCGCGUACAGGUUCCACUGGCUCCGCCAUGGCUGGUAUCCGAAGAGCACAGAACAAUGCCACCAAGGCCGCCGCACAGAGACUCGCACAGGUCAUGUCGCAAACGGACGACAAUGGGGAAGACGACGAUGACGUUCCUCUCGACUACUCCUCAAUCACCGGCGCCGGAGGCAUUGGCCUCGGCGGUGGAAGACCGAUGCCAAGUCGCUCUCCCAUGGCAGUUCGUAGCGUUCAGGACCCAGCAGCGUCUGCAAGGUCCCGGUCACCGAUGUCAGUUCGCUCUCUUCAAGAUAAAAAUCCAUCUGCGAGAUCACGUUCUCCUGCGCCAGUUCGCCCCACGCAAGAUCCUACACUAUCCGCUAGAUCUCGAUCCCCAGCGUCAGUUCGCGCUGUUCAAGAGCAGCCACAAUCUUUGAGAGCCACAUCUAACGUUCGAUCAUCUCCCGUUUUAAAUGCUCUUCCUGCUGAGCAGACACCCACAGUACUGAGUAACGCAGAACAACCACCUUCUGCUCGUUCGGCGUCGGGAAACCGAUCCUUGGACUUUUCUCCCUCUUCUCGCGCUAUGAUAUCGACACGGUCAACUCAACCCAGUAGCGCGAGCAUUGAUCAACCUCCCUCUGCUCGCUCAACCGCGGGUCGUCCCAGUGGACUUUCUAAGGUGGUUCCCAUGGUGCCUCCCAGUGUACCUAUCACCCUUAGACCAGCCUCUUCUGCUGGUGUUCCACCCUCAGAGCCUCUUACUGAUGUUAGAAAAGACAGAAGAUUGUCUCUUGAUCUGGGUAGUAUGAAGGUAAGAGAGGCCAAUCAGCAGCAACGUCCUACUAAUGAGCUUGAAGACGAGCUUGAUAUGUUACAAGAAGAAAACGACAAUUUGGUUGAAAAGGUUCGACUUGCAGAAGAGAAGUUUGAGGAAUCUGAAUCAAGAGUCAGGCAACUAGAACAACAGGUUGCUAAUCUUGGCGAAGGUGUAACUAUGGAGGCUCGCCUUUUGGCCAGGAAAGAGGCAGCACUGCAGCAAAGAGAGGCCGCUCUGAAAAAUGCUUCAAAGAAGCUUGAAGGUUUUCAAGCGUCGGAUGCUGAGGACGAGGCGACGGUUGCUUUGGAAAAGCUACGGCUUAUGACUCAACGAAUGAUACUCAACGCGGAAGAAAUGGAAGAGGUUGCUUUAAAGAGGUGUUGGCUAGCUCGGUAUUGGGGUUUAUGCGUUAAACAUGGUAUUCAUGCGGAUAUUGCUGAAGCAAAAUACAAAUACUGGUCUAUGUUCGCCCCGAAUCCCGUUGAAGUUGUAUUAGCAGCAGGAGAGAAAGCUAAAGCGGAAGCAGACCUCGAUGUAGAGGAUACAGAAAAUCGACGUGAUAUAAAGGAACUUUCAGGAGAGGGAAACAUUGAGAACAUGCUUUUUGUCGAGCAAGGAUUGCGACAAUUGGCUUCACUAAAGGUAGAGGAAGCAUUGGCGUUUGUAUUGGCUCAACAUAGGCGACCAAAUGUGUUAAGAUUUGGCUUUUCAGAUGACCUAAAACUACCAGUUGAAGGGCAGUGUGAUGCAUUUGAUUUGAGUAAGGAGGAGGCUGAAGAUGUAUCUUUUAAACAGGCUUGGCUUGCUUACAUUUGGAGGAGAGCAAAAAAUCAUGAAAUAGAGCCUGACAUAGCAUACGAGCGUUUGCAGUUUUGGAUCAAUCAUAACUCAAAGAUUCCUAAUUCACAAGAUGCCGUUGACGUUGAACGUGGACUUGCCGAAAUCAGAAGGUUGGAUAUUGAAACGCAACUAUGGGAUGAAUCACGCAGAGAGCUGGAGCAAGAUGCUGACAACUCCAACGUGCCCGGUCGGUCAGACUUUUAAUAUAUUUAAAUUAGGUUACAACAUUUACUUUUUCACAUUUUUAAAUGGGUUUUGUAAUUUAGUUAAUCAAGAGUUGGAGUAAAAUAGGCUUUAAU